Messenger RNA from Babesia bovis T2Bo, 1392 nucleotides. Its product is annotated as SmORF protein. The transcript has a single exon. Lineage: Eukaryota; Apicomplexa; Aconoidasida; Piroplasmida; Babesiidae. The record is from RefSeq and is a predicted model, not a curated record. The coding region runs from base 934 to 1362 and encodes 142 amino acids.
AAUGAUUACAGUCGUAAAGUAUCAACAAUGACGAUACUGGGUAUUUAUAGAGAAAAUGAUAGCAGCAUUUUAUGCUAGGUAAUAAUUUGCUAUAAUACAGUCGCUAUAUUAUCUAUGUUAGUUCUUUCUUGGGUGUUAUUUCAUCCAACAAAUGUGAUUAUUCAUAUGAAGAAAUCGCAUAUAGAUCGCUUUUGUGUAUAUUCCAAUAGAGAACACAUGACUGUGAAUAUUGGCUAAAGUUGGAUAGGAAGAUUAAGGCAGAGCGCUGAAUAAUGCUAGAGUACAAGCACUUGGUACCAUUCAUACAGUAUCUUCCAAAGAGUUACUAGAGAAGCUUAUUCAUUUAUGGGACCUUUGUUUUUAAGGGUGCACACGAUUCAUUGGUUACCAGUAAUGUUAGUCGUAACGCAGAUAGUAGCAUUGUAAGAGUACUGAUACAAACAUCAUUGGACGUGAUACAGCAUAAUGCAUGUCUGUAAGGUAUAACCAGUUGUACCAUAGUAGUAUAUUUGUGAACAUCUAUUGGACCAUAUCUAUGCUAGAUAUUGGCCAGGAAAGCGACUAGAGGAAAUCAAUUCUAUAUAUGCCUCAUAUAGUACUUGUGGCUGUCCACAUAAUUCUCUGCCGGCAGAAUUAGUGUAGUUUCCUAUGAGCAAUGAAGAGUGGAUUGUCAAUACAUACAUCGAUACCACUCAAGAGAAAGUAACAUUAAAUAAAGAGUAGUGUAAUACCAGUGUAGUGUCUAGAGGAUAUUGCCACACGGUCUAUUGCACUAUAGUUAUCCCAAAUACACCACCAUACCUAUGGGAAAUCAUGUAGCGACAACUAUUGUAGAGAAGUAUAUUCCGAGGUAACGCAUGUACUAUGAAUGGGGGGCAUGACAACAAUUAUGUCUAACAGUUAGCCAUCUCACUCCCUACUAACUUUAUCAAGAUGGUAGCUCAUAGAAUGUUAUGGAAGCUCUGUGUAGUUGUGGCCUUCGGGCUCUCUGCCACUGUCACUGCUACUGAUGUAGCCCAGGAACAACCCAAGAAGGAAGAAUUGAAGAGUGGAUCAUUACGUAAGAAUGGCGAGUCUACCACUAAACGUCAAGAGGUACCUGAACCAACAAAGACUGACACUAAAGAAGACACUGAUCCAAAAGGGCCAUCUAAAUUUUCUGUAGAGUGGUAUUUGUUACCUAAACCCAUAAACAGAGCAACUCUACGUGACAUUUUGCCAUGGAAUUUACAAAACUCUGUGCCAAAGGAUUGUAAUGAGCCAAUAUUGCCUGUUAUUGAGAAGAAAAUUAGGAAGUAUUUCUCAUGGGUUGAGCAAAAGCCGGAGUCAAGGGGUGCACUAUUAUAUUGUACCGGUUGGUAAUUUAUAAACCGUUCAUCUUUUUGACGACAA